UAUUCAUUUGCAUCUGGUGUUGUAUACACAGUUUGCAUUUUCAGCCACACCAGCUGCAAAAAUAGAUCUAUCACUUGUUAGGUCAUGAACACUUUCAGUGCUGCCAUGUUUGAAUCUCUGCUGCUGGUGUGUGUGUGUGUGUGUGUGUGCACUGUGUCACUUUGUUGUCAGUUUGUGUCUCUGGUCAUUCUGAGUCUGUGUGUCGUUGUUUUGCAUCAUUCCGUCUCUUUGUCUCAUUCUGUGGCUGAUUUACGUCUUCUAGUGUUUUUUUUUUCUUUUGUGAUUGUUUUGCAUCAUUAUGAUUUUGGGUUGUUUGUGUUUUUUAUUUAGUUGUUUUGUUUUCAUUUUGAAUCUUUUGGUUGUAGUUGUUUUGUGAUGUUUUGUAUCAUAUUUAGUGAAUAGCAGUCGUUCUUUGUCAUUGUGUAUGUCUUGAUUGAUUGUUGUGUGUCUCGUGGUUGUGUGGCAUCUGUUGGGGGUUGUUGUGUCUGUCUUUGUGGUCGUUUUUCAUCUCUUUGUGGUUGUUUCACGUGCUGUUGUCUCUGUGGUUUUUAGCAUCUUUUGGGGGUUGUUGUCUCUUGUAUUUUGUGUUUAGCAGUCGUUUUACAUUUCAUUGUGGUUGUUUUAUGUCUCUUUGCGUCUCUUUGUGGUUGUUUUGCACCUCAUUUCAUGUCAAGCUGUCGUUUUGCAUCUUUGUGGUCGUUUGCUUGACUGUUCAAAAAGAAAAGAAACUGAUAUUAAAUAGCACCUGUCAUCCUCGUACUUCACCUCGAGCCAGCUCUCUGGAUCUUACCGUCACUGUUUAGUUGCCUAUGAAGUUUGGUUCAUUACGCUAACUGUUGUCGUUUUAUCCUCCAUAUUUUUUCUUAUCUCCAUGUUUCCUUUUCUUCCGUUGAUGACGUCACGCGGCUGGAGAGCGUGCGGCUUGUAUCGCGACCGGAGAGAGGAGGAGGAGGGGGGACAGAGAGGGAAGCUCGGAGAAACUCUUUAACCGAAACCCAACACAACGACAACUAUUGUUUUGAGACAACAGCGGAUUUUACGCUGUUUUACGGCUCCGCAGCUGCCGAGCACGGAGCCGAAGUGUUUAACUAAUCCCGGAGGUCGUUUCGGGCUUUUAAAGUUGUCGGUGUUCGGGUGAACUUGUCCCGAGUUGUUGUGUUUGCGGUGGUGGAUGUUAGCGACGACAAAACAGGAGGGGGAUAAUGUUGCCGCCACCGCCGCUGCCUCUGCUGCCGUCUCUGUUUUGACCCGGCUCCAUUUUCCCCUGCAGACACGACAGGACGAGGAGAAGAGAGGAUAAAAAGAAAGUAAGGUAGAAAGGAGAAAUGGCCGAGGCACGGUCUGAGGAAGAGGAGGAAAACAUGAUGAGGGACACCCGGGAACAAGUGGUCCGACGACAGCCGAACAGCUCCGGAGGUCGUCCUGACAGACGUAAACCUGAGCAUCGUCACAGCCAGGGUCCUCUCUCUUCCAUCAGAGCUGCCAUCAAGAGAACGUCCACCAGGUCGACCUCUCUCUCCGAGACGUCCAGAGACAGAGACAGAGAGCGAGACAGGGACAGAGACAGAGACAGGAGGCGACCAGAGAUCACCAUCCUGUCUGCAGAGCCGCUGGCCUCCACUUCCUGGUUCCCAGGAGCCUCUGCAGGAUUCCCACCUCCCCCUCCACCUGCAGCACAGAUCUGGGGACCCACGAUCCCUCCGUCCAUACAGCCUCCUCCUUCCUAUGAGGAGGUGAUCAGGGAGAAGACACAGGAGCAGGUUCUCCUGCCUUCUUCCUCCCCCGGCUCCUCCUCAUCCUCAUCGUCACGUCCGGUUUCCACAAUAACCAUCGCCACACAGACUGAUCCAGGAUCUGCUCCUGAGCCACCAGACCCAGAGGUGAAAAGACCAGUGAGACCGCCACGACCGCGUCUCCCCCACCCUCCCAAAUCAUCUCACGUUAAUGACAUCACCACCACCAGCCAAUCAGCACUCGCCUCCCUUAACAGUAACAGUGUGGUACCAAACACACACCCAGGGACACACUCCUCCACACACACUCAGUGCUGUGACGUCCUCGCCGAUCUCUGUUCACCUUUGACCUUGACCACCAGUGCUCAGACUGACCAAUCGGAUCAGCCUUGUGCAGCUGUUGCCGUGGCAGCUCCUCCCACUACGUCGUCCUCUUCCCAUGUCCAGUUGGAGCGUCCUCGACCGCGGCCUCGCUCUAAACUCUUCGCGCAGCCGAUCGGCAACGAGGUCAAAGUUCAGACUCUGGUGAAACUGCGCGAGGACGGUUUGGCGACGCUAGCCGCCCGCGCCAGAGCUGAACCCGCAAACCAGGAAGUGAGUCAGGGGAAGUACCUGCAGGAGCUGCUCGAGGCCUUCAGCUCAGACGACUGGGGCUUCCCUGAGCGCCGCAGCGACAGCAGUGGGCACAGCCAAUCAGAGAGCGAGGACGGAGACGAGGAGGAGGAAGAGGAGGACAUGGCGACUCUGAAAGCGAGGAUACAAGCGUUCGAGCAGCAGCAGCAGCAGGUGGCUGAUGGGAGCUGUGGGGACAGUAACUUUGUCACAAAGAGGCCUGAACCUCGGCCACGCCCUCGUCUCCAGGGGCAACCAGCCAAAUCUGCCCCACCCGUCGUCGCCCCAAAACCCAAAAACUUUUCACACGCUCCAAAACCGUCCAGCAAGGUGUUCUGGGAGGAGGGUGGUUUGGCAGCAGCGGCGUCAGACUCAGGUGGUACUGAAGCUCUGAAAACAGCUGAAUCCCCACCUGCAGACUUAAACCCAAAACCUCCGCCUGCCACUGAACCAGCACCAUCCUGUGCCCCGAAAUCCGCCCCAGUUUUGACUCCCCAACCCUUCAAAACCACUGAAAAACCCCCAGUGACACCAAAACCCCAGUGUUCUACAGAAACCCCCCCAUCUAGUCCCCGCCCCGCCCCCGUCCCAGCCCCCAGGCCUCCUCCACCCAAACUCACCCCUUCUCUCAGUGACGCUUCCUCCACAGCCAAACCCCCACCCAGACCUCCUGUCGCUCCCAGGGCCAGCAUGGGUGCACCACCCCAGGAUAAGAGCCCCACAGCUGGGCGUACCACCCCAACUCUGCCCCCGAGACCUUCAGCGGAGGUUGGCGGUGGAGCACAGACGGAGACUCAGACUGGAGGUGCUGAGACGCAGGACACAGCAAACCAGUCUGUGAAAGCAGGAAGUGUUCGUCCAGGCAUCCCGACCAAACCGGCGGCGCUGACCUCACCACGCCGAGCCAGCGCUCCCAGUCUGGCCCCCAAACCCACUGUAACCUCACCAACGCCUCCAGAUCCAAACCCGGUCCCAACCAAACCUGCAGCUGCCCCAGCUACAACCCCCAAACCAUCAGGACCAACCGCUCCGGUCCCAGCCAAACCUCCAACCCCAGCUCCAACCCCGGCUACAACCCCAGCUCCGGCUCCGGCUGCGGCUCCAACCUCGGCUCUGGCUCCAGCUCCAGCUCCAACCCCGGCUCCAGCUCCAGCUCCGGCGCUGAGGAAAGGUCCUGCGAUCCCGACCAAACCUGAAACUACCAGCACUGCAAACCCAAACUCUUCAGACCCUCCUCUUCCUCCACGACCUUCAGGUGUGAAGUUCCUCCCCCUUCGUCCUCCACCGAUGAAAUCCAUCCCAGGGCGACCACCGCCUCCAGCUGUCAACUCCUCGACCUCCUCAGCCAACCAGAUCCCUCCUCCUUCCAAAACCAGUCCUGCUCCCUCCGUCUCUCCAGCGAGCCAGUCCUCGCCUUCGCAGACCGCCCCGCCUCCGUCGUCUGUCACAGCCAAUCAGCUGCAGGCUCAGAGGGCACCAAAGAGAGGACCACCUCUGCCCCCCAGACCUAAACCUGGACAUCCUCUCUACAGCAGCUACACGAAACAGGAAGUCCUGAUCGUCCUGGACGACCCCAGCCCGGCGCCCUCGGAGCACCUGUCAGGUGAAGGAAAGAGUCAAACCACCAUCGCCCCUCUCAUCAACCCGUCACAGUGUCUCCUGGACUUGGACACCCAGCCAGAGCCUGUCCCCGAUCAGGACAGCCAGUCAAAACCUGCCUUGGAAAACCUUGUUUUGUUUUCCUUUGUCGUUCAGUCCAUCCUGCCUGUGCAGCCUGAGCAGAAAGAACAGCCCGACCCUCCUCCUGUCAGCGGUCCUCGGUGCACCGCCUUGUUCGACUACGAGGGCGAGGAGGAGGACGAGCUCACCUUCUCCCAGGGUGAUGUCAUCGCGCUCCUCGAGGUCAUAGGGCAGGAGUGGGGGCGGGGCCAGAUCCACGGGCGAAUAGGAAUAUUCCCCCUGAACUUUGUGGAGGUGGUGGAGCCGCUGCCACAGCCGGUGUCCUCACCGGGGGAAACGACAAAAACCACAUCGGCGGAUACGACAGUGAUAGAGAGCACUGCAGCACCAAAGACGUCACAGGAUCCAAACUCAGAGGCAGAGGAGUGGGCUGUUGCUCUGUUUGACUUCCCCGGUCAGACUGCAGAGGAUCUGUCCUUCCACAAGGGGGCGUUGAUCCGAGUGACUGAGCACAUCGAUGCUGAGUGGAGGAGAGGGAGACUGGAGGGUAGAGAGGGUCUUUACCCUGCUGCCUUCACACUGCCCCACCAGGCUGAGUCGGUCCCAGUCCAGCAGUCAGCGGUUAAAGGAGUGGCCAAGGCUCUGUUUGAGUUCACAGCAGAGAGCGAGGACGAGCUCUCACUAAAGGUCGGUGACAUUAUAACACAGGUGGAGUCUGUGGAUGAGCAGUGGAUUUUGGGAGCUGUGGGUGGGAAGCGUGGGAUCGUGCCUAAAAAUUACAUUUCACUUCUCUGACGAGGGAAAUCCUGAAAAAUUUGAUGGGGAAAAAUAACUUUGCGUCGUUGUCUGCAGCCGCUCGCUGUUGAACAGGUUGAGGUUUUUGAACUGGUGACUCCCCCCCUCGACCUGUCAACACCGCACAGCAUCCUCCUGUGUUUUUUAAACAUUUUUCAUGUUUUUCAAGCAAACAAAAGCAGCCUGGUCAGUUUUUAUUAGCAGCUUGGUUACUGAAUUGGAGAAACAGGAACUCUGACGUGAUCGGAUUGACUUCUUGAUCGACAACUUUGACCUGAUGUCACCAUGACAACUGAGACUUAGCCCGACUAAGCUCAGGACCUGUGCUGCCUUGACGACGGAGUGAAACUGAUGUUAUGUUGUUGAAUUUUGUCUCCACAUCCUGUCAUGUUGUGAUGUUUUCUCCGGACCCCACCAGGACUGAAUUUGACUCUUGUUUUUUUUUCUUGUUCGGCUCGUGGACUUGACCCCUGAGGCUCCUGUGUACGACUGGUUUAACUCUGCACUAGUUUAAAAGGUUCAAAUCGAUCCACAUGACAGGACAUAAUGGAAAAACGGCAACCAGGUCGGACACGGCUGGACAUCUGCUUUUAGAGCCUGCUUUUAGACGACUUCAGCUUUUCAUCUUUGUAUCUGAUAACAGAUGUUUAACAAACCAUUUGCCAGUGGAUACGUUUUCAACAUCAGGCCAGCUUGUAGCAUUCGAACAGGGAAAGCCUCAGCUCAGCAGGUUUAUAGAGGAGGAUUAAUUCACUUUAACUUAACUCAGUUAAAACCUAAAACUACAUUUAUCUUUAACAUAGUGAACCGUGGAGAGCAUUAAUUCUUCCAGAGCCGGAGGAGAUUAGAAAAACCGAAUUAACGACUGCUGGGUCAGGCUUUUUGAUAGGUACUCUGUCCGUAAAGAGACCGACAGGCAGCGAGGUGAGUGUUUGCAGGAUGUUGGUCGUCCUGCUGAAACCUCCUGAGGGGAAACACCAGCUGUGGUUUGUGUUGUUGUGAAGCUUGGUGCUGUUUCCCUAAACACUAAAUAUAAUGAUAUGACGGCCAAAACCUGACACUUUAUCCUUUCAUAAUUAGGACUUUUUCAUUUUAGUUAAAUUCAACUGGUCAGAAUGUUUUGUUUUAUAACACUGGUAGAUACCUGUAGCUAUUUAUAAAUGACUGUAAAAGACCGUUUUUAUGUUGCACACACUCUAUUGAUAAACUAACAAAAGAUAGUUUGACAUUCCCAAAGCUUUGAAACUUGAACUGAAUCAUUCUCUGAAAAAAACACUAGGUCUUUUUUUCAUCUGUUAUCUACAAAUUGCUCUUACGUCACAGCUGACCGUUUUCCGAAGGGUUUCUUACUUUGUGACAGUGUUGUAGUCGAUUCACUGAACUUCGGAGUCUCUAGCAUGUCAACAAAGAGUCAGAGCCAGUUCCCCAUUACCUGAGUCCAAGACUGAGUCAUCACAGUUGAACACACCUGCUACAGUAUUAAUAUAGCCAUCAAUAUUUCAUGCCAAAGUAUUACAGCCUAUUACACAAAAAUGGUCUGAGUCUGAGUCUCCAAUUUCGCAGCCAGUGCUUGAGUCCAAGUCCUGAGUUAUCAGCGCUCAAGUCCUAGUUGAGUCAGCACUCGGGUUGGACUCAAAUCUAAGUCCUGGACUCAAGUACUACAACACUGCUUCAUGAACCACACAUUGAAGUGCAGACAUUUCACUUUAGAACACUGUGUUAUAUUCACUAAAUUUCUUCACUUUCUUCCAAGCUCACAUGAAAGCAACAUAUCCAAAAGACAUUUGGUUUAUAAAACGUGGUGCACUUGAGAAAAGUUCUGCGAUGCGUUUUCAUUUUGAUGCAUUUUGGAAAAUGGUUGGCAGUAAAGUAAAAUAAAGUUUACGCAAUUUGUAUUUAACAGAUUAAAACUCGACACUAAGCAGCUCAAUAAAAUCAAACAUAAACACAUUAAUAAUAACCAGCCAUGGAACUCAGUUGUACACUACAAACUUAAAUCUUAAAUAUUAUAUGAAAAAUAAGCUUUAUAAUACUUCAAAAUCACUUUUGGUACUCAAAGAUAUCUUCAUAAAACAUAGUUUAUUAUAGUUAGGCUGAAAGGUGUUUUAAAUAUACCAAGUGAACCAGAAACCGUUGCGAUCACAUCAGGUUGGCUUUUGCUUCCUGCAGUUAAACUGUGUUGUGAGUACAGUUGUGCACCAACAGGAAGUGUGUUUGUCACAGCGUUAACGUACUGAACAGUUUGCGGUGCGGUUCUUUCAGAUUCAAGGCUCCGGCUGUAGUUUUAUAAAACAUACUGUACUUCUGUCUUUUCUCCAGUAUUCCCCCACAUUUCUUCUGUUAAAACACUACAACUCAAAAACAGCAUCUCGUGUUUCUAGAAGUAUUGAUGAUAAAACAUGGAGGAUUUUCUCGAUUACUUUUUGCAGACGUCAUCGCAGCUUAUUUGGUGUCAAUUCAUCAAAGAGAAAAUCUUACAUGUGGCAACUGUUGGUCUGGCUGUGCGUCAGUAUAAUGACUGUAUACUAGUGUGUGUGUGUGUGUGUGUGUGUGUGUGUGUGUGUGUGUAAAUGUGAGUGAGACAGAAAGAUUUAUAAAUCGCUUUGUAACAGAUAUUUUAUGUAUAACCAAACAUUCCAACUUUUUAAUCCAAAUAAAACUUUGAGGCAUUUCAGUAAUUCA
Molecule: messenger RNA, 7502 nt
Organism: Lates calcarifer (barramundi perch)
Lineage: Eukaryota; Metazoa; Chordata; Actinopteri; Centropomidae
Product: SH3 domain-containing protein 19-like
Molecular function (GO): protein binding
Source: RefSeq, a predicted model, not a curated record